GCAGUUACGCGAGGCGCGCGACUCUGUCAGAGGCAGGAAGAGAACAAACCCACAGCGCAUGCGCCGGGAUUUGAACGCCGUGGGAUCAACGAGAGGCUGCGCUUCAGUGGACGGCGAGACUCCCUUUUAGAGGCAGGAAGACAACAAUCCCACAGCGCAUGCGCCGGGAUUUGAACACCGUGGGCUCAACGAGAGGCUGCGCUUCAAUGGACGGCGACUUCCUGCUGGCGCUGCGGCUCCAAGAGGAGUGGAACUCGGAGGAGGGCGAGCGUGCGGCCUCCCUCAAGGCGGCCUCCUCACCGGCGCGGCCGCUGUCGCUGGUGGAUGAGAGCUGGGAGCUGCUGGAUCCCAGUCCGGACGUGCGAGGCCUCUUCGUGCAAUUCAACCAGAGCCUCUUCUGGGGGGCCCUGGAGGCCGUGGAGGUGAAGUGGAGCCCCCGCAUGACGCUAUGUGCAGGAGUUUGCUGCUAUGAAGGCCGUGGUGGAAUGUGCUCCAUUCGACUUAGUGAGCCCCUUCUAAAGUUGCGACCAAGGAAGGACCUUGUAGAGACUCUUUUGCAUGAAAUGAUUCAUGCUCUGUUGUUUGUCACUUAUAAUAACAAAGAUCAUGAUUCUCAUGGCCCUGAGUUCUGCAAACACAUGGAUCGGAUAAAUCGCUUAACUGGCACUAAUAUUACGGUCUAUCAUAAUUUUCACGAUGAGGUGGAUUUUUAUCGCCAGCACUGGUGGCGCUGCAACGGUCCUUGUCAAAAAAGAAUGCCAUAUUUUGGCUAUGUGAAGCGUGCAAUAAACAGAGCACCCUCUGCAAAUGACUACUGGUGGUCUGAUCAUCAACAGACUUGUGGCGGUACAUUUACCAAAAUCAAAGAGCCAGAGAACUACGCAAAGAAAGACAAAGAGAAGAACAGUCAAGCAGAAGUUCCAGCCAAUGGCAAAGUUUUUACAGGAAUAACGGAUGGAAAGAACAUACAAAGCAUAAUUCCUUUUAGUGGAAAAGGUUAUGUCCUUGGAAGGAAAAGUGAUAUGACAUCAUCAGAGAAAACCACAAGUCCCAGCAACAACAAGAGGUCACGGUAUCAUUCACCAUCUGAUUUGACUAGAAAAAAUCCUAAAAACGAAGAUAACUUUUCCUUUACAAAUGUUCCCCCUUCAUUUUCUUCCAUUGAAGACAAAAAUAAUUUUACUUCUAGACUCAUGCUUCCUAAAGUUUCAGUUGCUAACAAAAAAGUUUACAGGAAUGUUAAUGGAUCCCCAAUUAAAAAUGUAUUGUUUACUGAAAGAAGAUCUAAUUCAAGCUUUACAAAUGAUACAUCAGAGCCACUGUCAAAGGAGACACCAGAAAAAAGUAUUUUUCAACCAACUACUUCAACACCUAAAUCCUACAUUGCAUCCCAUGGAAAUGACAGCCCACAAAAUGGCGGAGCAUCCAAACGGGCAAGAAUGGAAGACACAACUGCCUUUGAAAACUAUUUUAUAAAGAAAAAGCCUUUGGUGAAAAGUGAGGCUGAACCAGCAGCCAUAAAAACUGUGACGCCUUCUGUCAGUAAUCAAAAGAAAAAGGUUCGCUGCCCUGUCUGCCAGUCUGAGGUUUUGGAAGCAAACAUUAAUGAACAUUUAGACGUCUGCCUCUGAGAUUUCAGAUCUCGCACAGCUGAACUCUAAAUCAAAAGAAUGCUGCUUUCUCCUGGGUUAUCCAUCUGUUUUAUUGCCCAUCUUGGCUUUAUAUUUUGUUGGGUGAGCUGAUGUUAUUUAUGAUCUCACUUUGUGUGUGAAGUAUAAGGCAGGAAGGAUGUACAUGUGGAUUAUAGAUCCCAUUUUCCCUCAUGAUAGUCUCUGUUGAUUAGGGAUAAUGGAAAUUCUUUCCAUGAGUACCUCAAAGUCUCAGGUUUCUUCAACUUGAAUAAGUAACCUUUCUCUGCACCUUUAUGUCAGUGAUACAGUGAGCUCUGAAUACACUUUAAUAGCCAUGAAAAAUGUGUAUAUUCAUUAAAGAAAAUAUGUUUUAAAAUUAAAAUUUUUUUAAAGACACAGAAAGUUGAUAUUGUAAAACUGCCUUUUGCAUGUUUGCUUUUGAAGGCUGAGUUUUAAGCUGCUACAGCUUUUGCAAAGCAAUACUGUGUAAAUUCAAAAUGGCUUAAGAGAAUUUGUAUUCAUGGGAUAAAAUAAGUGUAAAUUUAAAUACGGCUGAUUUCACAUACGUGUGAAUCAAGCCGUUAAUCAUUUGGAAGCAGUAGACUAUUCUGACCAACAGUUUUUGCAAAGCUUUAAAAUACUUUUGGCAACUAUGUAAAUAAGUUCCGGCACUGACCCUAAAACUGUUCAUUGGCCCAUUUCACUGUCUUGAAAUGUUAGGAAGAUUCUUUCAAGUUAAAUGUUUUGUAUGUUCCUCGAGUAUUUGCACUUUGUACUAGUCUAAUCACAUGACAAGGUUAAAAAUUUUUUGAGAUGAAACAACUUAAGAGUUGUUCCAUCUCAAAGAAAAAAUCAACCUAAUUCUUCAUGAGAACCAAAUGUGGAUUACAUAAGCUUUUUAUUUAAAUUUGCUAUUGUUCUGAAAUAGUCAUUUUUGUUCUUUUCUUAGUUUGAUUUGUUUAAUAUUCUGGCCUUGUAGAGUCCAUGAAUAUUAUGUUUAUGUCUGUGUUGAAAAUGUUAGUAUCGGAUUUCCCAUUUCUGUUAAGAAGCUGGUACAAAGUUGUCAGAUUUCCAAAAGUUUUUCCAUUGACAUUACCUUCUAAUAACGAGAUAUCUUUCAGUUGAUACACACAUGUGUACAAGUGGUAAGCCACCUCACUCUGUCUGAUAAAGUGCCUUUGGAUGAAGCCUCAUUUAUUUAUAUAAGGAGUAGUUCUUUUUUCUUCUAGAGAUUCAGGUUUGUGUUUAAAAACUGGUAGCCUAUUGAUAAUUCUGGUAUGUAAUAACUUUUCAGAAACAGGGUCUUAAGUUCAAAAAGAUCUGAUUCACAAAGGUAAAUGUCCAAAAUAAAUUUACCUGUUCUGGAUACAGUGGAACAGUCAAUAUAAUUUGAAUAAAUUUCAUAUUGAGUGCUUA
This is a messenger RNA of Anolis carolinensis (green anole), 3047 nucleotides long. RefSeq names its product SprT-like N-terminal domain (gene sprtn). The record is from RefSeq and is a predicted model, not a curated record. Gene Ontology annotation, molecular function: polyubiquitin modification-dependent protein binding; single-stranded DNA binding; metalloendopeptidase activity. Gene Ontology annotation, cellular component: nucleus. The transcript is spliced from 5 exons. Gene Ontology annotation, biological process: DNA repair. Lineage: Eukaryota; Metazoa; Chordata; Lepidosauria; Squamata; Anolidae. Bases 159 to 1631 code for a protein of 490 amino acids.